AUGCCCAUCAAAUCACCCACCUCUACCGGCACCAAUAGCCACAACAUCCAUUUCAACCAAAAGUUGAAGAAUUUCUUCCGGAUAAAUACCUCAAACACCAAUGGGGAUAAGGAGAAGAGUCUCGAUCAUGCCUUAAAGUCAGAGGGCAAAGUUAGCUUCCGUCAAUCAAGGAAAUUUUUCACCAACGUCGGUAGGAUUAGAUCGACUACCACCGCGAGUGAGGGACAUCCCCUGGACGACGCUCUCAGCCCCACUGCCAAUGCGAAUCCAUAUUUCGCCCAUCAGGGCCAGCCCGGGCUCCGACAUCAUAACGAAGGGUCCGUACCGCCGAGCCCUCCCGACACUCCUAGUCUGAAGAUCCACGGUCCCGACGGCGCAAAGGAACAAGCCACGAAUGCUACAAAAGAAGAGUUGGCAAGGAAACUACGGAGAGUUGCGAGCGCACCUAAUGCUCAGGGUCUAUUCAACCAAGGGAAAGGAAGUGGGGAGAGACCGGCCACUGCGGAGCUUGGAAAAGAACCGUUGAUUCAGGGAACAAAUGCUGCCUCCUUAGGAUUCGUCGACGCCAAAGCGGCGCUCGCCGAGGCUGGAACGCUUGCCGUGCCCGAGAGCGAUGGCCUUGGAGCACUUCCUCCGCCGCCAAACCCUAAUUCACUGGCUUUCCGUAGGACAUACAGCUCCAACUCGAUCAAAGUCCGCACCGUAGAGGUCAGCCCUGCUAGUUUUGACAAGAUUAAGCUCAUCGGAAAGGGAGACGUAGGUAAGGUUUAUCUCGUAAGGGAGAAGAAGAGCUCCAGGCUCUAUGCUAUGAAAGUUCUGAGCAAGAAGGAGAUGAUAAAACGUAACAAGAUCAAGAGAGCAUUGGCCGAGCAGGAAAUCUUGGCGACGAGUAACCACCCUUUUAUCGUGACCUUAUACCACUCUUUUCAAUCCGAGGAUCAUCUAUACCUGUGUAUGGAGUAUUGUAGCGGUGGGGAAUUCUUCAGAGCGUUACAGACCCGCCCCGGCAAAUGUAUACCUGAAGAUGACGCCCGCUUUUACGCCGCCGAGGUUACGGCAGCUUUAGAAUACCUUCACUUGAUGGGGUUCAUUUACAGGGACCUGAAGCCAGAGAAUAUUCUGCUUCACCAAUCAGGACAUAUCAUGCUUUCCGAUUUUGACCUUUCGAAACAAUCAGAUCCCGGUGGUAAACCUACGAUGAUCAUGGGCAAGAACGGCGCCAGUACCUCGUCGCUCCCUACGAUAGAUACGAAAUCGUGCAUUGCCAAUUUCAGAACGAACUCGUUUGUGGGUACCGAGGAAUAUAUCGCCCCAGAGGUCAUCAAAGGAAGCGGACACACGAGUGCCGUGGAUUGGUGGACUCUCGGUAUCUUGAUAUACGAAAUGUUAUACGGAACCACGCCUUUCAAGGGAAAGAAUCGCAAUGCAACUUUCGCCAAUAUUCUCCGGGAGGAGAUACCGUUCCCGGAGCACUCCGGGGCACCCCAAAUUUCACAUCUUUGCAAGUCAUUGAUACGGAAACUUCUAAUCAAGGAUGAGACGAGAAGAUUAGGCGCGAGGGCCGGAGCUUCCGACAUCAAGGGACAUCCGUUCUUCCGAACAACUCAGUGGGCCCUCAUUCGACAUAUGAAGCCACCGAUAGUUCCACAUGCGGGUCGUGGGGUCGACACAGUCAAUUUCAGAAAUGUCAAAGAGAGCGAGAGCGUUGAUAUCACUGGUACAAGGCAGUUGGCUUUCUCCAAAGGUGUGCCGUUGGAUAGUGAACUGGCAACACCCGGCAACGAAGCCGUCGAUCCGUUUGAAGAAUUCAACAGUGUAACAUUACACCACGAUGGAGACGAUUAUGACAGCGACAGGUGA
This is a messenger RNA of Annulohypoxylon maeteangense, 1860 nucleotides long. RefSeq names its product Pkinase-domain-containing protein. The coding region runs from base 1 to 1860 and encodes 619 amino acids. Lineage: Eukaryota; Fungi; Ascomycota; Sordariomycetes; Xylariales; Hypoxylaceae. Gene Ontology annotation, cellular component: plasma membrane; nucleus; cytoplasm. Gene Ontology annotation, molecular function: ATP binding; protein serine/threonine kinase activity. Gene Ontology annotation, biological process: protein phosphorylation. The transcript has 4 exons. The record is from RefSeq and is a predicted model, not a curated record.